Molecule: messenger RNA, 1371 nt
Organism: Microplitis demolitor
Lineage: Eukaryota; Metazoa; Arthropoda; Insecta; Hymenoptera; Braconidae
Gene: GlcT
Product: ceramide glucosyltransferase-B
Exons: 2
Coding region: 41-1291 (416 amino acids)
Biological process (GO): glucosylceramide biosynthetic process
Cellular component (GO): membrane
Molecular function (GO): ceramide glucosyltransferase activity
Source: RefSeq, a predicted model, not a curated record
ACCAACAACAAAAUAUAUAUAAAAUAAGUGUAUAAAAAAAAUGAGCUCUAUGAUCUACACCCUCUAUGGGUUCGCAAUAUUUUUCAUGGUCUUCUGGUUGGGAAUGUGGUGCGUCCAUAUACUGGCGUUGAUAACCGCCCGGUGCAAACUCCACCGUAAGCCGACCGCGGUCCAGCUGCCCUCGAGCUACGAGGUCCCGUUGAUGGGAGUGUCGAUAAUAAAACCGCUGAUGGGAGUCGACUCUAACCUCUACAACAACCUGGAGACGUUUUUCACCUUGGACUACCCGAUCUACGAGCUGCUGUUCUGCGUCGAGGACAAGCAGGACCCGGUCCUGGUCCUCAUUCGCAAAUUAAUAGACAAGUAUCCCCAGAUCGAGACGCGUUUGUUCAUUGGGGGAUGUAGGGUCGGAGUAAACCCAAAGAUAAAUAACAUGUACCCGGCUUACGAGGCUGCCAAGUAUGAGCUGAUACUGAUAAGCGACAGCGGGAUCAGGAUGAAGGAGGACACGCUACUGGACAUGGUCAGAUACAUGAGCGACAACGUGGCUCUGGUCCACCAGCUGCCGUUCACUUACGAGCAGCGCGAGGGAUUCGCUGCUGCUUAUGAGAAAAUUUACUUCGGGACUGUCCAGUCGCGCAUGUACUUGGCCGCGGAUUUGCUCAACAUAAACUGUCACACUGGGAUGUCUGCGCUGAUAAGGAAGUCGCCUUUGGACGAGGUCGGGGGACUCAAGACCUUCGGAGUCUACUUGGCGGAGGAUUUUUUCUACGCAAAGUCCCUGGUGGACCGCGGGUGGAAGAUCACCGUCUGCUCGCAGCCUGCGAUGCAGAACAGCGGGCAGUGCGAGUUGAAUUUGUUCCAAGCGAGACUGCGGAGGUGGGCGAAGCUCAGGGUCGCGAUGCUGCCCACGACUAUUAUUCUUGAACCCUUGAGUGAGUGCUUUAUUUUAGGGGCAUGUGCGUCUUGGGCCGCGGCUGUACUCUUCGAGUGGGACUCACUGGUUUUUUAUCUUAUUCACAUUUUGAUGUGGUUCAUGUUGGACUGGACGUUGUUGUGUAUCGUGCAGAAUAGUCCGUUGCCACUUAACAAAUUGGAGUUUUUGUUCGGGUGGUUCCUCAAUGAGACCAUAAGACCCUACUUGUUCAUACAGGCGGUCUUGGACCCGCUUAUUCAGUGGAGGUCGAGGGUCUACAAGCUAAAAUGGGGAGGAUUGGCUGAAGAAGUCAAGGCUAAGUGGCAAUGCAGCAGACUAGAAUUUUUUUUUUGCAUGAAAACUUUUGGAUUAUAAAUAAAAAAAUUCAGGAGAUGAAAGUGCGCAUUUUUCAUUUUGACGUCUGCUGCAUUCAUGGUUUUUUUUUUUUUUUUUUU